Clonostachys rhizophaga is the source of this 2109-nucleotide messenger RNA. Lineage: Eukaryota; Fungi; Ascomycota; Sordariomycetes; Hypocreales; Bionectriaceae. The record is from the annotation of a GenBank genome assembly.
AUGCAUUGGUGUGACUCCAUCGAGUUUGAGCUCGCAGGCACAGAUCCUCACAAUUACAAUGGCGACAAAUCUCGGAGGUCAAUUCUGCUCGAGGAUCUGCGAUCAGAGAGCCAAAAAUGCGAAUUUUGCUCAGGUUUACUUCGCUUGAUUGAUUACCGGCUGCGCUACGAUACAACAAAGACAGACAAUGACCGACACGCACCGCGUCUAACCGACGAGGAGAUCCGUCGUAAUGCAAAGGUGGUUAUUGUGAUCGAGUCGAAAAAAGCUCAAAAUUGGUCCUUUGGUGAAGGUGAAGGUAUAAGCUAUCGGACAGUCAUUAGCCUUUCGGUGGUUUCUGGCUCGUAUGGUGUCGACAUCUUGCUUCAACGAGCUGGUCCGGGGGGACGUGUUCCUGUUAUGCACAAGCCUAAAAACGGGUAUGGCUACGAUACAUUUUCUUAUAUUGCCCCUGGUAGUUGGAGAACGGAGGGACCUGAGUCCUCGCGGGGCCUCGCGUGGGAGGAUCGGCCAGAGUCGACUGUAGGACGCCUGCAGGUUGCGCUUGGGCGCCAGCGACCGCUUCAGAUUGACUUUUCUACUUUGGGGCGUUGGAUGAAUAUCUGCGAUGACCACCAUGAACUUUGCAAAAAUCAGUACAGGGCAACGCGGGUCCCACGCCUGCGUCUUGUAGAUGUCAACAGAAUGUGCAUCAUCGAUGUCUCUAGGAGGAUUCAUUAUCCCCAAUUUGCGACUCUAAGCUACGUAUGGGGGGUGGAACCGUUCUUGAGACUCUCUAGAGACAAUCUGAAGCAUCUCAUGACACCAGGCAGUCUCACUAAAACACCGCCACCACUGACAAUAAGGGGUGCUCUGAAAAUCUGCCAUGGUCUUCAAAUACAGUUUAUCUGGGUGGACAGUUUAUGCAUCAUCCAGGACGAUAAAUCUGACAUGACUGAGAUUGUUGAUAGCAUGGACUCUAUUUACCGGCAAAGCGUCAUUACUAUUGUUGCUGCUUCUGGUGCGAAUGCUCACGUAGGUAUACCUGGGGUUCGCCCAGAGACAAGACACUUGGAGCAACAUAGAUUACGAGCACGAGGCGUCCAGUUCAUUGAUUCAGUAGACUCAAAACAACUUCAACCGCUAGCUUUCUUUCAGGAACCUGAGUGGAUAUCGGGCACACCGUGGGCACAACGUGCCUGGACAUUUCAGGAGGGUCUGGUCUCGAGACGACUGUUGAUCUUCACUGCCGAACAGGUUUAUUGGAGUUGCCGUAGGGGCUUGCUCAGCGAAGAUACAGUAGAGCAUUUUCCCUCAGAAGUUAGCGAUGCAGAGCCGUACAAGAACUCUGACAACGUGCUUAAUCCGCUUGAAUGUCAGUCUCUCGCCAUCACUUUUUCGGGACGCAACUUGACCUAUGAAUCAGACAUUCAGAGAGCCUACCUUGGGGUUCAGAAUCACUUAGACAAGAAAUGGGGCGGUCAUGAAUUCUCCUGGGGUCUACCUCAUAGAUUCUUUACCCCAUUUCUCAAUUGGGAGUGGCAAUUUGACACAGAAAUAAGGCUGAGGAAUGGAACGCAUCCAGUGAAAAGCAUCGAUGGUGCAAUCACGCGAGCCUCAUUUCCAUCUUGGUCAUGGAUGGGAUGGGCAGGGGGUCGUCAACUUGAUCAUUCGCGUUUUGAUGGAGACAGCUUUCACAGUCCAUCAUUCUACACGUUCAACUCAGCAGCUGAGUUGGUCGCGAUUCAAGAUGGACAAAAUUGGAUCAGCAAGAUGAAACCACUGGCUGAACUAUUAGACAGUAGUGAGACUGGUAAUGGAGACAGCAAGUGGGAAGCAGACAUCACAGAAGCAGACUUUCCGCAAGCACUGGUUUCAACCCCAGCCAUGAAGCAUAGCGCGUUGUUAUUUUACACACAGACAGCAAAAGUAAGAUAUGACCCUACAAUUGCUGUCGAUGCCACGUUCUGGCCUAAACUCGCAACUAUGUUCAAGGAUCCUAUCAGGACAUUCCCAUUCUCCGUGAUGAUAGGGAGCAACUUUUACGAGAUUCUUGAAGAGCACCAACGGAAGGGCCAGCAGCAUACAGGAACACUUGAGGAAGUGACACUCGCGGAGCACCGCGGUUAG